Molecule: messenger RNA, 1866 nt
Organism: Diceros bicornis minor
Lineage: Eukaryota; Metazoa; Chordata; Mammalia; Perissodactyla; Rhinocerotidae
Gene: AMT
Product: aminomethyltransferase
Exons: 8
Coding region: 14-1093 (359 amino acids)
Biological process (GO): glycine catabolic process
Cellular component (GO): mitochondrion
Molecular function (GO): protein binding; aminomethyltransferase activity
Source: RefSeq, a predicted model, not a curated record
GUUGUGGGCAGCAAUGCAGCGGGCAGUGAACAUGGUGGCCCGUCUGGGCUUGCGUCUGCAGGCGCUCCCCUCCGCCCUGGGCCGUCCGCUCUGUUGCACACAGGAUGUGCUCCGCAGGACACCACUCUAUGACUUCCACCUGGCCAAUGGCGGGAAGAUGGUGGCAUUUGCCGGCUGGAGUCUGCCUGUGCAGUACCAGGACAGCCACGUUGACUCACACUUGCACACGCGCCGGCACUGCUCACUCUUUGACGUGUCCCACAUGCUGCAGACCAAGAUAUUUGGUUGUGACCGGGUGAGGCUGAUGGAGAGUCUAGUGGUUGGAGAUAUUGCAGAGCUAAGGCCAAACCAGGACAAGGUCAGGGAGCUUCAGAACAUGGGCAGUGAUGUGGCUCUGGAGGUGGUGGAUAAUGCCCUGCUAGCCCUGCAAGGCCCCACUGCAGCCCAGGUGCUACAGGCCGGCGUGGCAGAGGACCUGAGGAAACUGCCCUUCAUGACCAGUGCUGUGAUGGAAGUGUUUGGCGUGUCUGGCUGCCGCGUGACCCGCUGUGGCUACACAGGAGAGGAUGGUGUGGAGAUCUCGGUGCCAGCAGCGGGGGCAGUCUGCCUGGCAACAGCUCUGCUGGACAACCCGGAGGUGAAGCUGGCAGGGCUGGCAGCCCGGGACAGUCUGCGCCUGGAGGCAGGCCUCUGCCUAUAUGGGAACGACAUCGAUGAACACACUACACCUGUGGAAGGGAGCCUCAGUUGGACAUUGGGAAAGCGUCGCCGAGCUGCCAUGGACUUCCCUGGAGCCGCAGUCAUUGUUCCCCAGUUGAAGGGCGAGGUGCAGCGGAAGCGUGUGGGUUUAUUGUGUGAGGGGGCUCCUAUGCGAGCACACAGCCCCAUCCUGAGUACAGAGGGCACCGUGAUUGGUACUGUGACCAGUGGCUGCCCCUCACCCUGCCUGAAGAAGAAUGUGGCGAUGGGUUAUGUGCCCUGUGAGUAUAGUCGGCCAGGUACCCCGUUGCUGGUAGAGGUGCGGCGGAAGCAGCAGAUGGCUGUGGUCAGCAAGAUGCCCUUUGUGUCCACAAACUACUACACCCUCAAGUGAGGAUGGCUUGGGGCAGGGCCCUCCCUUCCAGGAGCUUUGCUCUGGAAGGCAUUCUACAAGGGGUUAGUCAGGAAGCUGAGGCAGAACACCCUGGGGGUAGUUGGCUAGGGUGGAGGCUGCUUCUGGUUGUCUGGUUGAGGGGGCCACACCACCUACCUAUUCCUCCCUCAUCCUGUGCCACUCCAACUUCAACACCCCAUUUCUGAGCGACAUACCAGCUCACCCCAUGUCCUAUUUCAGCCCACACUACCACUGACCCCACUCUUGCCUGCUGGAGGGCUAUGAGAAGCAUCAGUUCUGACAUCUCUCCCUUCUACUCUGCCAGGUGCUGGCUGUGGAGUAAAGGCUCACCUUUAAGGGGAGGAUAAAGCCUACCCAACUUACCAGUUUCUCACACUGCAAAGGGUUAUCACCUUGCGCAGUGCCGGCCACCUUCUCCAGUUUACUUUUCUUAAAUACAAACUGCUGCCUCUCCCUGGGCAGGAAUGAUUCCUGACUCACAGAGGGUUGGCCCGGUAGUGUUGCUGUGCCCUGUGUAAAUGCAGGGAUGGCUGAGGGAGCAUGGACUCACUCUUCCACAUUCCCGAGGUAGCCCAGCCUGCUGCCCAGUAGCAUAUCAUGCUGGGCUCACCACCUGUUCUGAGCCCCAGGGCUAUUGUGAGGCAGGCUGGGCCUCCUCCUGGACUUGCCUUACCCUGGGCUGACCUUCGUCCCUGGGGCCCAUUACUGGACUCCACUGACUUCUAAAAAACAUUAAACGAGCUUCCAUCCUU